Messenger RNA from Nothobranchius furzeri (turquoise killifish), 3500 nucleotides. It is a transcript of the gene sec23ip, whose product is annotated as SEC23 interacting protein. NCBI's taxonomy places the organism in Eukaryota, Metazoa, Chordata, Actinopteri, Cyprinodontiformes, Nothobranchiidae. Gene Ontology annotation, cellular component: COPII-coated ER to Golgi transport vesicle; cytoplasm. Gene Ontology annotation, molecular function: protein binding; glycerophospholipase activity; metal ion binding. The record is from RefSeq and is a predicted model, not a curated record.
AUUCCUGCGUGAUUUUAGUAAAUCAAUAGAAAAUGUGUUUCACAACCUAAAAACUCUUUGUGUUGCUUUUCAUUGAUGUAAAACCCGUGAAAUAAAAGAAAAGCUGCUCGGACAACGGACCCUGCACCGGAAGCCCGCUCCGGCUGUGGCUACGUGUAAUUUUUGGGGAAUGGCAGAUAGAAAAAAUAACCCUUCUAACAUCAAUGCUAAUUUAUUGUUCAGCGCUGAACCGGAGUUUAACUUCAGUUUGCCUUUUCUGCCAGUGAGUCAGGCCACUGGUCCGGCGGUGUUGUCAGGAGAUGAUUCCACUGAUGUUGGAGAAGAAGACAGUUUCCUGGGUCAGACUUCUAGAAAUGGACCGCCAGCCUCUACAUUUAGCUACUUUUCUAGCCCCAUAACCACCUCUGACCCAUUUGCAUCUAUUGGUCAGUCACCAUGCCCACCACCAGUGGUGCCUUCUGCUGCCCAAACAACACAUGGGCCAGUUUCUGUACCCAACAGCUUCAGCGGGGCUUCACCACCAUCUGUGAACGCCCAAAUAAGCCCUCCUCCUGCAGCAUUUGGUAGCACUGUUUACCAAAGUCCAGUGGGGAGUCACACUCCACCUCGUACUACGAUGACCCCUCCACCUCCUCACAUGCAGCAGCAGAGUCAUAACCCGUACCGACACACGCCCACCAGCAGCAGAGCCAGUCCAUACAUUCCAGCUCCAGAGAUCCUGCCACCAACACACACACCUCAGCACAACCCCUACUCUCUCAACUCCCCGCCACAGAUGUUACCUCCCCCAGGGCCUGCGUUUAUGAAGCCUCCUCCUACGCAUAUUCAAGCACCUCCAGCUCCACCCACCACUACUGGAGCUAUGGUUCCUGCAGGUCCGAUGCUGCACAAUUACAAUGUCUAUGAACCCGUUCAGCCUCAUUGGUUCUACUGCAAGCAAGUAGAAUCCAAAAACGUCUGGCUUCCUUUCAGCAUUAUCGACUCCCUUCAACUAGAGGAAACGUAUAACUCAGUUCAACCAGACCCAGAGAACGUGAUCGUACGCACAGAUGGAGGGCGUUAUGAUGUGCAGCUUUAUGACCGCACACGGACUUCAGUGUACUGGGAGGAGGACCCUACGGAGGUCCGCCGCUGCAGCUGGUUCUACAAAGGGGACACGGAUAGUCGCUUUGUCCCGUACUCGGAGGAGUUCAGCGACAAGCUGGAGGCAGAAUAUAAGAAAGCUGUGUCUACUAACCAGUGGCAUCGGAGGUUGGAGUUUCCCUCAGGAGAAACUAUCGUCAUGCACAAUCCAAAGGUGAUAGUGCAGUUUCAGCCCUCCUCCCAACCAGAUGAGUGGGGCACCACUCCGGAUGGUCAGAGCAGGCCCAGAGUCGUGAAGAGAGGGAUUGAUGACGACCAUGAUGAAGUGCCUGAUGGUGAGCUCCCCAAAGUGGAUCAUCUGGUAUUCAUGGUCCAUGGGAUCGGUCCGGUGUGCGACCUGAGGUUCAGGAGCAUGAUCGAGUGCGUGGAUGACUUUCGUAGUGUGUCGCUGAAGCUCUUGCACAGCCACUUUAAGAAACCGCUGGACGACCUCGCCGUUAGCCGGGUGGAGUUUCUGCCCGUCCAGUGGUACUCGGCUCUGCAUGGAGAUGCCACGGGGGUGGACAGGAGAAUAAAGAAGAUCACCUUGCCCAGCACUGGGCGUCUACGUCACUUUACAAACGAGACUUUGUUAGACGUUCUUUUCUACAACAGUCCCACCUACUGCCAAACCAUCAUGGACACGGUUGCUUUAGAGAUGAAUCGACUUCACGAUCUGUUUAUGAGGAGGAACCCAGAUUAUAGAGGGGGAAUAUCGGUAGCCGGACACAGUUUGGGCUCCCUGAUUCUAUUCGACCUGCUUUCUAAUCAGAAGACUGCCUCUUCAGCGCCGGUCCUGCCAAACAUACCCACAACUAAUGGAGACGCCAAACAGCCGGCAGCUCCUGUGAUGGAGCCAAACAACGCCGUUGCCUCCCCCGCUGUGGAGGAGCAGAUGAAGGAAGAGGAGGAGGUGUUUGAGGAUCUCGCAGUGAUGCUCCAACAUCUGGGCCUCUCCGAGUACAAAAGCACCUUUGAUCAAGAGAAGAUUGACAUAGAAUCUUUUCUCAUGUGCACGGUGGAGGACCUGAAGGAGAUGGGCAUCCCACUGGGUCCCAGGAAGAAAAUAGCCAAGUUUGUUAAAGAAAGACUGAAUCGACAGGCUGCAGCUCAGGAGAAGAAAGCCAAAGAGGACAGUCAGGUUGUUGUGGCGCCUCCACCAGCUGCUGAUCCGACCACCAAGAAGCUUCCCGUGGGGAAUACCGUCUCCUCCAUUCACGUCGACUACAAUUAUUUUGAAGUUGGUACUGGACAGGUUUCAGUGGCCUACCGUUCACUGGAUUUCAAGCCAGACAGUUUCUUUGCUUUGGGUUCUCCCAUCGGCAUGUUUCUGACGGUCCGUGGGCUGGAGAAGAUCGAGGAGACCUACCAGCUGCCCACAUGCAAGGGGUUUUUCAACAUCUACCAUCCGCUGGAUCCGGUGGCGUACAGGAUCGAGCCCCUGAUAGUGCCAGACCUGGACCUGAAGCCUGUUUUGAUCCCACACCACAAAGGAAGGAAGAGGCUUCACCUCGAGCUGAAGGAGAGUCUCUCCAGAAUGGGCUCAGACUUGAAGCAGGGUUUCAUCAGCUCCCUGAGGAGCGCCUGGCAGACGCUCAACGAGUUCGCCCGGGCUCACACCUCGUCCGCUCUGCAGGCAGAGUUGGCCAUCGUGGCCAAUCAAAUCGCAGAGGAGGAGAAGCACGUGCAAGAGGGUGAGUUUCCCCGAGAUCCGAGACUCUUUAGUUUUGUGGGUUUACAAACUCUCUCUCUCGCUGUAGAGCAUAAAAUCCAAGAAAUCCACGAGCCUCCCAAAGAAGAGGAGCCUCAGGUGAAGAUUGGGAUGUUAAAUGGAGGGAAUCGGAUCGACUACGUGCUGCAGGAGAAGCCCAUCGAGAGCUUCAACGAGUAUCUGUUCGCCCUUCAGAGUCACCUCUGCUACUGGCAAUCUGAAGACACGACUCUUCUUAUUCUUAAAGAAAUCUACAAAACGAUGGGGAUCCAUCCGGAACAGAUGGCUCAUUAACGCACGAGUCAUGUUUCCACCGAUUUUCAUCAUCUAGGGACUAGUUCUGUGUGCACAGAUGAAUUAUACAAUUGGUGUUGAAGUAAGAAAUGAGCGAGUUGAGAUUUCAUUUUGUAGCUAAAACAUAGAACCUGUCAAGUUUAUAAAAGUUAUCAGCAGAUCAAAGGUUACUGGAACUAACAGCAUAGGAAGAGUCUCUUUAUUUAUGGCCAGAAUGUCAUAAUAAAUCAUCUCCUUGCUUGUUUUUCUGAGCCAGCUUUGAUUUCUGCAUAUUGCUGAGAGGAAGACGUGUUUUUUGCCAGUAGAGCUGGCGGACCUCAACACACUGUACAAAAGCGGGAGAAUUCGCAAAUAAAACAGAUUGUACACAACA